Molecule: messenger RNA, 3695 nt
Organism: Scomber japonicus (chub mackerel)
Lineage: Eukaryota; Metazoa; Chordata; Actinopteri; Scombriformes; Scombridae
Gene: adpgk2
Product: ADP-dependent glucokinase 2
Exons: 7
Coding region: 38-1507 (489 amino acids)
Biological process (GO): glucose metabolic process
Cellular component (GO): endoplasmic reticulum
Molecular function (GO): ADP-specific glucokinase activity
Source: RefSeq, a predicted model, not a curated record
UCGAGCAGGCUGAGAGAGCUCAUACAGCCAGCGAGCGAUGGAUGGGGGAGGCAGGGUUUCGUGGAUGAAAUAUGGGCCCGUUGUGUCCUUGCUUGUGGUUCUUUUGGCCGUGUGGUUCCGGUCACCCCAGGAUGGAGACCUGGACGACAGGCUGGACACCGUGUUGUCCUCUCUGCUGCGGGCGGAGCGCAAAGUGGGCAUGAACGACGUCGCCAGACCGAGAGUAGCUGUUGGUUUUGGAGGUUGUGUGGACCUGAUAGUUGACGGCGUAACAUUGCUUAAUAAGAUUGGCCUCCCCCCCACAGACCAGCCGCUUCAUCAUGACUACAUAGAAAACACUGCGCAGCUGGCUGAGAGCUUUGCCUACUUUUUUGCACCGGGAGCUGCUGCAGAGCGGUUUAUGCUAAAUGACACCCUCUUUAGUGAGCUGGUUGAAGCAUCCCGUGAUUUACCUGGAAACAGAUGGUCGGUAGGUGGAAAUGCCCCAGUAAUGGCUGGCCGCAUGGCAAUUGAGGGUUGUGAUGUGUUGCUAGGGGGAAGCUUCAGCCCUGACUUUACAGAUGUCCUGUCCCAGCACAUCACAGUGGCUGGUAACACAGUAGAGGAGCCAGACAUUCAUCUCAUCCUGGAGUAUCCAUCUGGUGCCUGCUGGGGGCGCUAUACCUCACAUCGAGCCAACAGGUAUAUCAUCCACAGUGAUGACCAUAACCCCUACCUGGCCUCCAUGGAGGAAUUUGCAAAGAAGCUCAAAGACUUUGACCCAGAUCUGCUGGUGGUGGGCGGACUGCAAAUGAUGGACAACUUCCCUUUCCACUCAGGUGAGCGUGAUGCGCUCCUCUCCCGCCUGGCUGACCUGCUCACCUCCACAUCUCCCACAAUUGGCAUCCAUUUUGAGAUGGCCAGUUUUGUAGAAGAGAGCAUAAUGGAAGACCUGCUUCAUUAUGUUAUCCCCCAUGCGGACUCUCUAGGAAUGAAUGAACAGGAACUUCCCAACCUGCUCAGUCUACUUAAAGGCUCCAACAUCACAGUUUUGUCUGACCCAAACCCCCGUGUAGCUACCGUCCUGGACCAGAUGAGAGAGGUUUAUCGCAUUAUCAACCAGCGCUACAAGGAUGCCAGUGCAGAAAAUGACAGCACUAAGGCUAAGCCCCUAACCAGGCUCCAUGUCCACACACUGGCCUUUCAGGCCAUGAUCGUGACACGUGGCUCCCAGUGGAAGAACACAAUGUCAGCCACUGCCAAGGCCUCCCUCACAGCUAACCGCCAUGUCUGUGGCUCUAAUGACAUUGAUCCCAACAAGGCGAGGCUUAUCAUGGACGACUCGUUCUCUGUGAGUCGUCAGGAGGGCAGCCAGCGUAUCCCCCUGCAGGAGACCAGGCCCGUCAGCUGCUGGGAUGAGGAGGACUACGAAAUCUGCGUGGCUCCUGUGCUGGUGUGCACUGAGGUUUACCAAACUGCAGGUGGAGGAGACAACAUCUCAGCUGCUGGCCUGGUGCUGCAGAUAUAGAGAAGGAAGGAAACUAUAAUGGUCUGUCUGUGUGUAGUGCUAACUAGAUGUUGGCAAACAACUCUGGAAACUUGAUCUAGGUCUGAUGCAAAAUAGCCAUCAUGGCACACACAGGUAAUGACUGUGAGUAUCUGACUAAUGCCAUCACUCUUGCAGCUCACAGCCAAGAUGGACCAUGAGGAAAACUGAUUAUCAUUCAUAGGAGUCAGAUGAUGGGGUAAAGUGGUUUGGUCAUCAGGUUAGACCACCAGAUUUUUUUAAUUUACAGGCUCAGUAUGUCUGUGAACAUACAAGAAUAUGUAAUUACACUUUCUUUGCCAGAGUGCAAAAUCCUUUAGCAUCCAGUUUAUUUGGUUUUAGAACCAAAACUUUGAGCCGACACUGUCCUCUUCUGUCCUACGUUUUAUUCAAUAUCAUGCUUUUAUCUUUGACAAACCAUUGUAGCCCAUCACCUGACUCUAAUGAUGGCAGUGAUGGUCACCUGUUCUCUAUUUCUCUAAGGCCUUAAAAGACUCGGCCUUCAGUAGGGAUGUGAUAAGGAGGGAUGAGGUUUGGACAAAGUCUUACAGACACGGGGUUGGUUAAAACACAAAGUUUAGAAAAGUAUACUAAAAUGAUCUGUGAUGAAACAAGGAUCAUUAAACCUAUGGCUCCACUAAACUGUAAACUCAUACUGACUAUUACAAAUUUAGUUUCAGACAGAUCCUGUCAUGAAGGUCUGAGUCCUUUAUAAUGAGAAGGCUCCAUCCUGCCUCAUCCCAUCUGCUGUCUUAUCACAAAGGUGAAGAAAGAUUUAAAGUAGAACGCUUGUGAUCACCUACCAUUCUUCCCAGUAUAUGUGAAAAUUUUACAUGCAGGUUUGGGUGUGUUUGAUCUGUUUUAAUAUUGUCAUUCCUGUGUGUCAGUUGCAGUGCAAUAAUGCAAAAAGAAAAGUUUUAUGAGACCACUUUUGGUAGCUGGAUAUGAUGUCACAAAUGUCCUCUCUACCUCCAUUGUCAUUUUUUCUUCUUCUUCCCAUUUCCAUUCAUCAUACUUUUCUGUUGUCUGUCAUAUUUCUUCCUUGUCCUCAUCUCAUGUUUAUUUAUGGCUUUUUAAGGACCAAAUUACCAGUGUGGAGAUCUCCAGACUGCUCCUGCUGAAAGGUAGAAGUGAUUGGCAGCUGGUUUCCACACUCAUACAAUAUAGUGGAACAUCUAGUUUAUAGUUUAAUGUGUCUCAUAUCUAUCUUUCAUUCUGUGGCAUAGUGGAACACACUGAAUUUACAUUUUCCAUGUUUAGUCUUCAUCUCAUUUAUAGUCGCAUCAGAGACCAGAUAUUUUUCUCCCUUCAAUAUCCAUCAAUAAUAAAAACCCACAUACUGCUGAUUGUUCGAUCUCUACUGGUAGUCAGUGACAUCAAUCACAAAGCCACUAUGUUCUCAAUUGCAAUUUAAAAUAAAGAUAAUGUAGAAUUUAAACCUGGGCCUUCCCUCUGAAUGGCCAUUAUCACACAACCAUCUCACUCUUUUCAGGGUUGUCAGUUUAAAACUAUUUACUACACAGAGACUGGACUAAAUCAAACAUUCCAUUACACAUUCAUUGUCAGCUGUUUUCACCAUUCCCAAUGAAGUAUGCUCACUAUAAAUACACUCAAUAUGAAGUUUUUUUUCCUUGCUUACAAAAUGUUCAUUACUUUUGUUAAAAAUUGCUUCUCAAACAGAAAAUCACAUUUUCAGAGAGGAACACAUUUAUUUUUGUUACAAUGCAACAAGUAUGAGGUCAAGAGAGGAUAUGAAAAGUAAAUGAGUCGUUUUUAAAUGUUUUCCUUGUAUCGACUGAUUUGAUGCUGUUUGAUUAUGCUGAAGGUAAAUGAGCCUUAUUCUGUCUGUCUGACUUUUGGUGUUUAGUGAAAAGGGAAUGUUUAAUACAGACUUUUUCUAUUACUGUAGGCUUUUGUUUUUAUUUUCUGAUGUCCUCUUCUUGCACAGUGAUUGGAAGCCAAGAGUAACGGGUUGUGUUUUUACUGUGAAAUGUUUAAAGCAGAACUUCAGCAUGCAUUCACACUCAGAUCUAAAGUUUGCAUUUACCACCAUAUCAUAACUUAUCUAAAUGCUAGAUAAGUGCUGUCAUUCAUGUUCCAAAGCUGUGUAACUUUCAUGCAUGUUAACUAUUCAAUGCAGAAUCACUUCCGAUAAAAUGCUAAGCAGUCA